AUGGCGGCGCUUAAUGGCUUACUUGCUGGAGGGAAGAAUGGGAGGAAGUCGCUGGAACAAUUGCUGAGUGAAACUCUGCCAAAGGACACAAGCUUCAAGGUAUACCAUCUAUCCACGCCACCAACGUCCACUUCAGCGAUCUACUGUGCUCCCCAAGGAAAGCGACCCAACAGGACAUACUGCGAGAGUCAUUUCCUGUCGGUGUCGAUAAAUUCAAAUGGCAAGGCCACCUCAGGUUCACCCGGCGAAGUGCUCGUCUACGCUAUCGAGAUCCUCAUUUAUUCGACCGCGCACUCCACCACGCUAUUCGUAUCGAAAGCCGAUUCCAGCGGAUACCUACACCUUCUGAACCUGCCCAAAGGCAGUCCGUCACCGCUCAAGGAGAUCAGCUCGGCGUUUUUGUCAUACCUAGUGGAGCGACGCAGGAGGCCUGGCAUCCAAACUAUCGUUUCGCUGUUCGCCCGGGCGCAGGAUCAAUAUCUAUUUGCGAGGAGCAUUGAUAAUAAAGGGAAGCAUGUCUUGGAUGACAGAGGCUUGGUGAAGUGGUGGUGCCGGGUGCUGAACCCGUUACUGGCCAACGAGAAAGACGGAGGGUGGCAUAACAUUCAUGGAUACUUGACGGUGCCGGGAUUGGAUACAUAUGAGACGAGGGCAUUCCUACCACCAAAGCCCGGAGAAAUGAAGACUUGGACGGUUGGCCACCCGCUACGAGAGAUUGCGCUGUUCCCGGGUGCGCCUCCUCGGUGCCUGAUUCCCCACUUCCCAGACGAUCCGAAGUCGAGAUUUCUUGAUGAGUUGGAUGAUGAGCUUUCUGGAUCUCAGGGGAAGGAUAAUGGGCAGUGGAAGAGUGUGAAGGACUUGGAUAUGUUUUGGGAAAUGAUGGCUUUCCGACAGGAAUGCAGUGCCGGCCGUCUUGUGGGGUUCAUAUGGGUUGUCUUUGCGCCCACUCCUCCAUCGGAAGCAGAAGAUACGGCUAGCAGUCAGGCAUUGACGGGUCAGGCGAGCUUUGCAAGCAGUUUCACGGAGCUAGAUGAUAGUCCUGUCAAACCACAACGACCCUCUAGGCAGCUGAAUCAGACUGACGAAACUCUCAAAGACGAAACUAGGUCUCCAUCCCGUACAAGACGCCGAAAGGCGAAGAAGGCGCCCACUCUGUCUGGGCGUAUUGUUCCCCGGAAACCGCGAGUCAAGGAAAAUAACAGUGGCCAUCGGCCUUCAAAGCCCGAGAGAACGCUAUACUACAUAUGGCCAGCCGACAGCAGAGGGCAAGUUGUGCUCGAGGAGAAGGACUACCAUCGCUUCCACGAACUCCUCUUAUCUCUCGACUUCGCGAAUCUCGGCCUGGCAUGCGAAGCCACGAAACGAUGGACCGGCGAGGUCCUGGGAGGCUCUCCGGUUGAGACGCUUGGAUGGGGGACUACAGUUGUCGGUACGCGAGCUUUUGAGGCGAGAAACUUGCCGGGUCGCGAUACGGUCACGACGCUGAAUGUUGGGCUUGUGAGGAAGAAGAGGCGAGCUGGCGAUGAUGGAGGAGUCUCUGCCGAGGCACACGCCCGAGGAGCGUGUGCAGGCCCCUGA
This is a messenger RNA of Pseudogymnoascus destructans, 1578 nucleotides long. RefSeq lists its product as uncharacterized. The coding region runs from base 1 to 1578 and encodes 525 amino acids. Gene Ontology annotation, cellular component: nucleus. The transcript has a single exon. Gene Ontology annotation, molecular function: histone H3K56 acetyltransferase activity. The record is from RefSeq and is a predicted model, not a curated record. Gene Ontology annotation, biological process: DNA damage response. NCBI's taxonomy places the organism in Eukaryota, Fungi, Ascomycota, Leotiomycetes, Thelebolales, Thelebolaceae.